This is a messenger RNA of Solanum dulcamara, 1646 nucleotides long. RefSeq lists its product as uncharacterized. The transcript has 3 exons. The coding region runs from base 447 to 1406 and encodes 319 amino acids. The record is from RefSeq and is a predicted model, not a curated record. Lineage: Eukaryota; Viridiplantae; Streptophyta; Magnoliopsida; Solanales; Solanaceae.
AAUCCCUCCCUCUCUUCUCUGGCUCGGCCACAGGCACAGGCACAGGCACAGGCAGAGGCUCAUCUCCUAUGCUCAUCCAAACCCUAAAUUAAUUUAACCGCGGACGAACCCAUCCCUAUAAAUUUCUCCUCCAAAUCUCCUUGUCAUUUUCCUCACGAUCCACCAUAUUCGCCUUUCACGGGAAAACUACUCUCGGAGAUUACCAUUAAAUCUUCUUUUAUUUAGUGAAAUCUCAUCGAUUUCCUUCUUCUCUUCUGGGUCUUAUCUCAAAUUUUCCAAGGAAACAUAGUCCAUCUUAUCUUAUCUGUUUUAGAAAAUCUCGAUUUUGCUAUCUUCAGCAUUUGUCUUCAGAGUUGUGUAAAUUUAGACCAUUAGACAAAAUUUGUUGUGGUUUACUUCUUUUAACUGGGAUUUGUGUUUUACGCUUACAAGGUGUAGAAAAAACAAUGGUCGGAGGUGGAAACAGGAAGGAUGAACAGUUGGUGAUAAGCAACAAUAACGUUUUCGCGGCUCUUGGAACCCUAAGGAAGAAGAAGAAGUCUGAUAAGGAUGCUAAGGGCAAGAGCGCUGGGGGUUCAGCUUCUAAAAAUGUCAAGCAGACAGAGAAGGAUCCUGAGCCUGUUUUCUGGGCUCCAGCGCCAUUGACUGUCAAAUCAUGGGCAGAUGUUGAUGAUGAAGAUGAUGAUGAUUAUUACGCUACUACAGCUCCGCCCCAGGCUGUUUGGGGAGCUGAUACUGCUAAUGAACAACAUCACAAGGCAAAGGAAAGUGUAACUCCAGUCGAGGAAAGUGAAAGUGAAGAAGAAGGGCUUGAUGAAGCUGAUGAUGAUAAUGAGGAAGAACAUGAGCAGGAACCUGAUUUACCAGAGGAAAAGGAGCCAAUUGUUAAGAAGACUGCUGAAAAUGUGGCACCCAAAGAGUCGGAAAGGCAGCUUUCAAAGAAGGAACUUAAGAAAAAGGAACUUGCUGAGCUUGAAGCUAUGCUUGCUGAAUUUGGAUUAAACAAAGCUGAGAGCAAUGAUGAUUCACAAGGUGCUGCACAGGAUAAGGUGGAAAAACUCAAUGGAGAGAUGGCUAAGAAGGAUGAUAAUGCUCCUGGGGAGAGCAAGAGUGCAAAGAAGAAGAAGAAGAAAGAUAAAUCAUCGAAGGAGUCUAAAGAGCAACAUGACCAAUCCAAUGGUGUUGGAAAUGGGACCAAUGAAACAGUGGCAACCGAGAAGGGAGAAGAUGCACCUACUGUUGCUAUGAAGAUAAAGAAGAUGACAUUGCUUAAGAAGAAAAAAUCAAGCAAGGAGGUAGAUGCUGCUGCCAAAGCUGCUGCCAGUGAGGCUGCAGCAAGGAGUGCAAGGCUAGCUGCUGCAAAGAAAAAGGAGAAGAACCAUUACAACCAGCAACCCCUGCGGUGAAAUGUUUCUUGAAUUGGAAGUGAGCAUGUAUGUUGUUCAUUUGUUAAAUGCACAAUAAACAUCAGAAUCUGAUUCAAUGGAGAUGGGACUCUGGCAUACUACUUUUUUAUUUUACCAAAAAGAAAUUAAUCUAAAAAAUAGGUUUACUGAAUGGUUGUGGUGGUCUUUUAUAUUCUGCUGCUGGAUGGACAGUUUUUGUGAUGUUCCUAUCAAAUUGAAAUGAACUUCAAUGUGUCCUCA